Molecule: messenger RNA, 1294 nt
Organism: Tarenaya hassleriana
Lineage: Eukaryota; Viridiplantae; Streptophyta; Magnoliopsida; Brassicales; Cleomaceae
Product: probable inactive serine/threonine-protein kinase fnkC
Exons: 6
Coding region: 103-1071 (322 amino acids)
Molecular function (GO): protein binding
Source: RefSeq, a predicted model, not a curated record
GCGGUUGCAUGUGGGAGAGAUACAACCAACCAAAUGAUCAGAAAAAUGCAGAAACCGCAUUAAACAUUCUUGCAUAGAUACAACCAAUAAAAUGAAAUCAACAUGGCCAGCGACAGCAAGUUACAAUCAGAGCCAAGUGUCUCACGCACUGCGAGGUAUUGGAGCCAUCGUCCUCCCUCUACGUAUUGCCUCAAGAUCGAGUCUUUCGAGGAACUGCAAAAUUCCGAUAGCACUGAGAAGUAUGAAUCAUGUCCCUUCACUGCGGGUGGAUACAAUUGGACGUUAAUUCUCUACCCAAAUGGAAACAAGCGUGAAAAUGGGACUGGGUACAUUUCUCUUUACGUGGCUAUCGACAUUUCAUGCUUCAAAACUGCUCCUCGUGAGGUCUAUGCAGAUCUGAAUUUUUUCAUCUACAACAAGAAGGAGAAUAAAUACUUGACAAUACAAGUUGGUACAGAAGUGCAAUGCUUCUACAUGUUGAGAACAGUGCAGGGAUUCUCUCAAGUGCUUGCAAUUGAUAACUUCAGUGAUCCCGCAAAUGGAUAUCUUUAUGAUGGAGGCCACUGUGAGUUUGGUGUUGAUGUUUUUACUACUCCUCCCUUCCACCAAUGCGAAGUCUUCUCGGUUACUAAGAAAUUUGAUAGCCCCAAAUUCACCUGGAGGGUUAAGAAUUUCUCGACACUGUCCAAAGAUGUAAACAAAUCUGAGGCGUUCUCCAUGGGAAAAAGAAGCUGGGUUUUGGAUUUGUAUCCACGUGGGACUGGCAGCGGAAAGGGCAAUUGGGUAUCGCUAUUUGUGGAAUUAGGUAGGAACGAAGUAUUGAAGCCCGGGGAGAAGGUUUAUGCUCGUUACAAGCUGCGAGUUCUUGACCAAAAGCAAUCCAAUCAUAAAGAAAGUACAGCUGAGUAUUGGUUCGAGAAACCGAAUUAUGAUUGGGGAUACCCGCAGUUUGUUUCUUUAUCCGAUCUCCGAGAUUCCUCCAAAGGUUUUAUCAUGAAUGAUGAGUUGGUGGUUGAAGUCGAAUUUGAAGCUCUUUCUGAAACCAACUACUUUUCCUCAAACACAGAAUGAGUACUGUGUGGAUUCUACAUUCUACAUCGAAGCUGAAGUCAGUAUAAUACUAUCUGCUAUAUCAAAGAUGCCAUUACAUUAUUGUGCAAAAGGAAGCUUCCUUGACAAUGGCUUUGUUUUGUAGUAUUAUGCCCUUUGUAUGUGGUUUUAUCAAUCGAUGAAACAAAGAUAUAUCAGAAGUUUCAAAAUAAUAUCAUAAAAUACAAAACUGAGUUAUAGUUUA